CGAACUGCUAUUACCAUGGAAUGGUGCAGGGACACAUCUAUUCUGACGUCACCCUCAGUACCUGCUCAGGUCUCAGUGGCUUCAUCUCACUAGAAAACAGAUCCUACGUGUUGGAGCCGUCAACUGAUCCCUCCAGUGGAUCCCACAGGAUCUACCGGUCAGAACAGCUCAACCUCACACCUGGCUCGUGUGGCCAUGGCUUCAACAUAUCUCUGGUUCAUGGAGACACCCAGAACAGCCAAUCAGACAGCCCCUUCGGAGCCUUCAGCACCAGG
Molecule: messenger RNA, 275 nt
Organism: Oncorhynchus gorbuscha (pink salmon)
Lineage: Eukaryota; Metazoa; Chordata; Actinopteri; Salmoniformes; Salmonidae
Product: disintegrin and metalloproteinase domain-containing protein 19-like
Exons: 2
Source: RefSeq, a predicted model, not a curated record